Molecule: messenger RNA, 1499 nt
Organism: Homarus americanus (American lobster)
Lineage: Eukaryota; Metazoa; Arthropoda; Malacostraca; Decapoda; Nephropidae
Product: H(+)/Cl(-) exchange transporter 5-like
Biological process (GO): chloride transport; transmembrane transport
Cellular component (GO): early endosome; membrane; synaptic vesicle
Molecular function (GO): voltage-gated chloride channel activity
Source: RefSeq, a predicted model, not a curated record
AUGAUCAGGCCAAAUCCUCCUAGCCUUCACCAGGUCCCUUGCGGUCUCUUCAUUCCUUCCCUGGCCAUGGGUGCCAUCAUCGGGCGGCUGGUGGGCAUCGGCUUGGAGCAGCUAGCAUAUCACAAUCAAGACUGGGCGGUGUUUGCUGGGGAGUGCAGCACAGGGGAGAACUGCAUUACCCCUGGGCUGUAUGCCAUGGUUGGGGCGGCAGCUGUACUUGGUGGGGUCACGCGCAUGACUGUGUCAUUGGUAGUGAUCAUGUUUGAGCUGACGGGAGGUGUACGUUACAUUGUGCCUCUCGUGGCUGCAGUGAUGGCCAGCAAGUGGAUUGGGGACGCAUUUGGUCGUGAGGGUAUUUAUGAUGCCCACAUUAUCCUCAACGGCUAUCCAUUCUUAGACUCCAAGGAAGAGUUCAGUCACACCACUCUUGCACAUGAUGUGAUGAAGCCAGGGUGAAAACAUGAGUCUUUCUUCGUGAUAACCCAAGACAGUAUGGCCCUGGACGAUGUGGAGCAGCUUCUUCGAGAGAUGGACCACAAUGGGUUCCCCGUGGUGGUGAGCCGGCAGUCUCAGUACCUGGUUGGUUUUGUUGCCAGAAGGGAUCUAAAUAUUGCCAUCAAUCAAGCUAAAAAAAGCACAGAAGGAAUUGUGGGUGAGUCGGUUGUGUUGUUCACGGCGUCGGUGCCAUCACCGUGGAUGGGUCCUCCACCUCUUUGCCUUCUCAAGAUCCUGGAUCUCGCACCCAUCACCAUCACUGACCAAACGCCAAUGGAGACAGUGGUCGACAUGUUCAGAAAGCUGGGGUUGCGGCAAACACUCGUCACACACAAUGGACGGCUGCUGGGGAUCAUCACCAAGAAGGAUGUUCUGCGUCACAUCAAGUUCCUGGAGAGUGAGGACCCAGAGUCGGUCCUCUUCAAUUGAUUGCCUCAUGUCGCUUGGGCUCAAUCAUCAACAUUGUUUUAAUUUAUUACAUGUCUCAAGGAGGUAUUGUUCAAACUGUACCACCAUGGUGUGUGUGUACAUUGCCCUGAGGGUUGACAGAUUUCCACCAUUAAAUUGCUGUGUUUAUUUAGUCACUCGCCUGCCAGUGUUCAGGACAAUUCUGACACAUUGGGGGAUCUCCUAUGGUGGGGGAAAUCAGUCGAUGGGCUGGUGUAUAUGCUAAAUAGUUUAAAGAAAACAGUCCUUUAUCAGUAUAUUUUUAUAGUUUUGUGUUCCAGAUAUUGUACAGACCUCCUCCUAUUGUGAUAAUAUAUCACACCUGUAUCUACCAAAUGUAUAGCACAGUGUUGAGGAGGGUUAAAUUAUAUUUCAAGUAUCUGUAUAUCGUGCUGAUUAUGCUACCUAUUUCUUUGGCUAGAGUACAUUGCUUUGCACUAAGUAAGCUGUUAUAAGCUUUAUUGAGCAAGUCAACGUGGAAGUUGGUGCACUCGGGUGACUCAUUGCUCCUCUACAGUCACCAGGUAACUCAGUGGUCCUAUGCAGUCACCUGGUGC